Messenger RNA from Ustilago hordei, 516 nucleotides. RefSeq lists its product as uncharacterized. The transcript has 4 exons. The coding region runs from base 1 to 516 and encodes 171 amino acids. The record is from RefSeq and is a predicted model, not a curated record. NCBI's taxonomy places the organism in Eukaryota, Fungi, Basidiomycota, Ustilaginomycetes, Ustilaginales, Ustilaginaceae.
AUGACGGAAGAAGAAGAAGAAGCAGCAAUUCCAAUUUCAUUUUUUGUUAGCAGUCUGCUUUUUUUCUUCCCUUGCGCUGCCGCAAAACUGUACAAUGCCAAACUCGGAGAAUCCAGGCAAGCGAAUCCAAGCCAAUCCAAUCCACACGCAGGCCUAGCCACCGCCAAGCCGAUCGGCCAAGGGCUAAGCGUUAGACACUUCGAGAUUGCUAGCGCCAGUAUCACUGCUUCUCUUCCUCCAAGCCAUCAAGAAAAGAAUCAGCCCUAUUCUACAUCCCAUUCUACAUCCUAUUCAACAUCGAACGACGACAAAAACACAGACACAACCCAGCACAUUCGAUAUUGUACAACGACGAUCGAGAUGCAAGGACAAGGAGAAGACGAGGUCAUCAUCACGAUGAAGCAUAGCCAAGUCUGGGUACCGCUAGACUUGCAGACAAUGUACCUUUCCAAAAGCAACGUCCAGGACGCCGAUACAUGGAUGCGUUGGAAGCUUGCUAAAGAUCAGCAAGGCUAG